AUGGUUUCUUGGCGCAUUCAUGGUGAAAUGGCUGAAAUCGACGUUGAUAAAAGUUAUGUUGGACAUCCGACAGUGUUUUCAAUAAGAAUGCACCAUGGAGGUGAGUUUACAAGCUUUCUUGGAAGGAAGUAUAUUCGUGGGAAGCAAACAUUUGUUGAUUUACUGGACAUUGAUACCUUUUCCGUUCAUGACAUUGAUGAGAUGAUGGAAGACCUAGGGUAUGCUUCAGUAGGUAAACCACUUUACUAUCACUUUCAAAGGCCUUUAGGCGAUUUAGAUUUUGGGUUAUUCGCUUUAGCUAGUGAUGAAGAUGUUCGUUAUUUGGAGAGUUUUGUGGCUAAGCAUAAGUUAAUUGAGGUAUAUAUAGAGCGUGAAAAAACUACUUUGCACACCUAUUUAAUGUCCCCAAUCCACAGUAAAGUUCGUAUAAUGGAGAUUACUGAACCUCCACUUUUUUCAAAGAGACUGUUCCUGGAGUGGCAUAACAUACUUGUUGUUGACUUGGAGGAUGGCAUGGAUCACACGGAGAAAGAAUCGGGUAAUGAUCCUACACCCACUGGUCAUAUGGAGAAGGAUUUUGGUAAUGAUGCUACUUUCACUGAUCAUAUGGAGAAGGAUUUGGGUAAUGAUGCUACUCUCACUGGUCAUAUGGAGAAUGAUUUGGGUAAUGAUGCUACUCUCACUUGGUAA
Molecule: messenger RNA, 690 nt
Organism: Lactuca saligna
Lineage: Eukaryota; Viridiplantae; Streptophyta; Magnoliopsida; Asterales; Asteraceae
Source: the annotation of a GenBank genome assembly